UGAUGAUGACUCGGAAACGGAUAUACUACACCUGAGGGAAAAAGCGCUGGCUAUAAGGGCAAUAGCAGCAGAAAAUAUACACAAAUGACAAGUAAAGGAUAAAAAACGAUUCGAUAACAAACAUAGAGAAUUAAAGUUUGAUAUUGGGGAUAAAGUUAAAAUUUUCGUGCCGGUGAGAAAAGUAGGCUGAAGCGAGAAAUUGCUAUUGAAAUGGUUCGGACCAUACAAAGUGUUAAGAAAAUUAGGAGAGGUCGACUAUGAAGUUGAGAAAAUUGGUGGAAAAAAGAAGGACACGGUUCAUGUGAGUAGGAUACUGCCCUACUACGACCCUUGGACAGGGGAUUCCCCAAUUUUAGAAACAGAGUUAUUAGAAGAAUCGGAAACAGAGAGUAAUGUUGCUGAAAAUGAGGAAGAAAUAGAGGAAAUCAGCGAAGACUGAGGCCUCAAAAAUCAGUACGAAAUCGAUUGGGAUCGCGACCCACAUCGGAAACCUAGUAGUCAUAAAACUAUAAGAUAGAAAAAUAUACCUACUCACUAUUAAUUUAAUGAGCAUAUUUUUAAUAUAGCAUAUAGAAACAUAAUUAUUAUAAUAACCAAAAAACCGCAAGCAUUGCUUUAUUCUACACCACACAAGUCAACUUAUACUCGAGCAGAAGCCACGGUGUAUAACCUAUUGCUUAUUGAGAAACUAGAAAACAAUGAAAUAAGAUGCAAGCUAAGCAAACCAACGCCAGCUACAACAAUGGUGUCUGAAGGAAGUACCUACUGCAAAAUCAAGGCUUGAGCCUAAAAUAAGCGAAUGAAUUAUUACAGGAACGUAAUGAACAAAUUUGUAUUUUUUUUAUUUAUUUUUUUUGUAAGUUGAUAUAAUAGGAUAUAAAAAUAUGAAAUAAUAUUAGGUAAAAUAUUGCUGGCCAGCAACUUAAUGGAAAUUAGGGAUAAAGUUAUAAUAUAAAUAAGGAUACAUAAUAUAAGGUCAGGUAUUAGGUUACAAAAAAUAUAUGUAUAUGUAUAGCAGGUAUAACAAGGGAUAGGUACUUAGUAAGUAAGGAUAAUCAGUAUUAUAUAUAAAUGAUAAAAAGGUAAGAGAUUUCCGUACUAUAGGAUGUAAAUAAAACUCGAAAAUUUUGUAAACUUUGCUAAUCACUUUUGCAUAGUAAAACAAGGCAGAGGCGUCUCAACCAUAACCUUCCAGUGGCAGCGGGAACUUCAAAAGAGAAAACUCAAAAAGCUAGGGGCACUAUUCAAAGCGCCACAACCACGAAACAAGCUUCCAACCAAUGGUCCCCUACGAGAAACAAGGUCCACUACGAAAAGCAAACCACGGGCCAAGAAUUCACGACAUUGGAUACACUAGCCCAGAUACCACGACAUGCGGGAGACAACGCCAGAACAUCUACAAAAGCAAUUGUUUGAACUAAGACCACAACAUCUUCAAGACCAACCUAGGCCAAUCGCUAGCCUAGAUCCACGACAUGGGAUCCAACAACCUAGAUACCACGACAUGCGUGAAACGUUGUCAGAACAUCUACAAGAACAAUUGUUUGGACCAAGACCACGACAUCUACAAGACCAAGCUAGGCCAAUUGCUAGCCUAGACCCACAACGUAGAUCCACUACCUUCAGUCAAAGUCUGAGCCAAUAAGCCUAGGCAACACAGCAGAAGACGUUGUCAGAACACAAAGAGACCACUGACAUGAAAGCAAAGCCAGAACAUCUACAAGAGUGAUCCAGGCAAACAAGCCUUGGAACCACCAAUACCCAGAGAAUCACCAACGAAGUAGAAGCAAACCACAGACACUGUUCUAGUGUUUUCGAAGCCAUGGAAGAAUGGACACGCACAAAGAACCAAUCACAAAGAAGAAGACGCCCGAAGAUAAAUAAUGUAGUUUUAAGUUUUAUUUAAAGUUUUUGUAUUUUUUUAAGUUUUUGAAGCCAGAUACGUCUCCUCGGGCAUUGUGGGGCCAAUGCCUUCAUCGGGAGGGGCAUGUGUCAACCCUACAUGGGACCACGGGUUAUAACAAAUAACUGCAACUAAGCAAGAAAACACAACCAGACUAAUUAACGUAAUUAUAGCCCGGAAUUACAGAAGCUCUGCAACAUCAAGAUACAAAUGCAGGACCUGCAAGUUUGACUUUUCGUAUUACAGAAGCAGAAUGCAUUUGCAAGUCGCCUGCAAAUUUGCGCAUGGUGAAACGGUCCCGCAAGUUCUUGCAAUCACUGUGACAACUUUAGCAUUUGAAUAUGGUAAAUCAGUAGCGCCCAAACACUUUUUCCGAUUAAUAUGACGAAAUUGCAGAUUUUUUCUGUAAUUUGCUUGGUUCUGCAAAUACAGCACAUUUGCAAGUCGGCCAUAUUUACGGAACUGCAAAUUUGCAGAUGCAGAUAUACUGUAAUUUGGCCCAUAGUCAGCAAAUAUUGGAUAUAAAAGCCCGGGCUACACUAUGGCAAAUUAGUCGUGUCUCAACGCUUCGCUGCAAUCAGUAGGUGUUUAGUGAUAAAGUUAAUACGUUAUCGUAUAUCUAUCAGGGCAGAUAUUCUCUGACGACCCAGGCUUUGACCUACAGUGAAAAGGCUUUCUAGAUUUUCCUGUAGUGCUGGUUUGGUUGUUUAGCAUUGCAGGGGUAUACCCGACGUGUUGACUGUCCGCCCUUUUGAGCCUUACCACCCGAAGGGACGUUAUCUGGUCCAAGAUGAUGAUGAUUUGGUAACAAUUAAAUAUUCAUGCUUCCGUAAUCUCCGUCCUGUAACAAUAUAUAUUAGCUAUCUAAAACUGUUCUGGUGUUUCCCUGUUACUCCUCCCUUCCCGUUCUGCUUUUCAGGGUAAAUCGUUGAGCUACAUAGCGAAACAGAGACGUUUCGUGACAAUAUAAUGACUUACGUCAGUUGACAACUGCACUGGCAAAACAAGGAACUCCUGUUAAUUCUGUUUAUGUGCCUCCAGGGAUCAAAAUUGUUGACGAUAGGAAAAAAUUUAUAUUCACGCCAGUAUAGACAAUUUUGACCUGAAUGAAGACACCAUUGAUGGGUAAAAUACUACACCCUGCAUGGCUAUGGUAGCUUUUCAAAAUCAUGAUACAGAUCAAAGUUU
Messenger RNA from Ceutorhynchus assimilis (cabbage seed weevil), 3091 nucleotides. Lineage: Eukaryota; Metazoa; Arthropoda; Insecta; Coleoptera; Curculionidae. The record is from the annotation of a GenBank genome assembly.